Messenger RNA from Exophiala dermatitidis NIH/UT8656, 1575 nucleotides. Its product is annotated as pyruvate kinase. NCBI's taxonomy places the organism in Eukaryota, Fungi, Ascomycota, Eurotiomycetes, Chaetothyriales, Herpotrichiellaceae. Bases 1 to 1575 code for a protein of 524 amino acids. Gene Ontology annotation, molecular function: potassium ion binding; magnesium ion binding; pyruvate kinase activity. Gene Ontology annotation, biological process: glycolytic process. The record is from RefSeq and is a predicted model, not a curated record. Gene Ontology annotation, cellular component: cytoplasm. The transcript is spliced from 7 exons.
AUGGGUGACGCUCUAGAUCAUCUCGCGAAUCGCACAAAGCUGGAAUGGCAGUGCAAUCUCAACAUCGAUUAUCUUCCAAAGAAGAACCAUCGCAGAACCAGCAUCAUCUGCACAAUCGGCCCUAAGACCAAUUCCGCAGAGAAGAUUACUAUGCUGAGAAAGGCUGGUCUCAAUGUCGUCCGCAUGAACUUCUCGCACGGCUCAUAUGAGUACCACCAAUCUGUUAUCGACAACACGAGACAAUCCGCCAAAGACUAUCCUGGUAGGCCCGUGGCUAUUGCCCUGGACACAAAAGGACCAGAGAUUCGGACUGGAAACACACCUGGCGACAAGGAUAUCCCAAUCAAGGCUGGCCUUGAAUUGAACAUUACCACCGACGACAAGUACGCCACUGCCAGCGACGACAAGAAUCUCUAUGUUGACUACAAGAACAUUACCAAAGUGAUCGGCAGGGGCAAGCUGAUCUACAUCGACGACGGUAUCCAGUCGUUCGAAGUCCUCGAGGUCGUGGAUGACAAGACUCUUCGAGUGCGUGCGCUCAAUGACGGACAAAUCUCAUCCAAGAAAGGAGUCAACCUCCCCGGAACUGAUGUCGAUCUCCCCGCUCUGUCCAAGAAGGACAUUGCAGACUUGGAGUUUGGUGUCAAGAACGGAGUUGAUAUGGUCUUUGCCUCAUUCAUUCGACGCGGAGAAGAUAUUAAGCAUAUCCGUCAAGUCCUCGGCGAGGCCGGCAAAGAAAUCCAGAUUAUUGCCAAGAUCGAAAACCAACAGGGUAUGAACAACUUCGACGAUAUUCUGGCCGAAACCGACGGUGUCAUGGUGGCUCGUGGUGACCUUGGAAUCGAAAUCCCGGCUGCCAAGGUGUUCAUUGCUCAAAAGAUGAUGAUCGCAAAGUGCAACAUGGCAGGCAAGCCUGUGAUCUGUGCCACACAGAUGCUGGAAUCCAUGACCAACAACCCCAGACCUACUCGAGCUGAAGUCUCUGAUGUCGCCAACGCCGUUCUCGACGGAGCUGACUGUGUCAUGUUGUCUGGAGAGACUGCAAAGGGCAACUAUCCAAAGGAGGCCGUUAGCAUGAUGCACGAGACUUGCUUGUUGGCAGAGGUUGCCAUUCCCUACGCCAACAUGUUUGACGAGUUGAGGACGACCUGCCCACGACCAAUUGACACUGUUGAGGCCAUUGCCUGCUCUGCAGUCAGCGCUAGCAUGGAAUUGAAUGCCGGUGCCAUUGUUGUCUUGACCACUAGCGGUCACUCAGCCCGGUUGCUCUCCAAAUACCGGCCAGUAUGCCCGAUCAUCAUGGUCACGCGAAAUGCUACGGCCUCUCGAUACGCUCACCUCUAUAGAGGAGUGUAUCCGUGCCACUUUCCCGAACCGAAACCAGACUUUAGUGGUGUCGACUGGCAGAAGGACGUUGAUAAGCGCCUUAAGUGGGGGAUCAACGAAGGGAUCAAGCUGGGAGUCCUGAGUAAAGGUGAUAGCGUUGUUGCUGUCCAAGGCUGGAGAGGCGGCCAAGGCCACACAAACACCAUCCGCGUGGUUCCUGCGGAGGAGAACUUGGGCCUCCUUGAGUGA